Molecule: messenger RNA, 1354 nt
Organism: Gasterosteus aculeatus aculeatus (three-spined stickleback)
Lineage: Eukaryota; Metazoa; Chordata; Actinopteri; Perciformes; Gasterosteidae
Product: sclerostin domain-containing protein 1
Biological process (GO): negative regulation of Wnt signaling pathway; negative regulation of BMP signaling pathway
Molecular function (GO): BMP binding
Source: RefSeq, a predicted model, not a curated record
AAUUUAUUACAGUGUGUCCAAGUUUUCAACACAGCAAUAUUUAGCCAAUCGAUGAAGUAGUUUCCCAUGUAUCCUUUUGAAAAGCAAAUGUACCAGCUACUAACUACUUAGUAUGGAAGCACAUUUCCGCCACUAAAACAAAAGAUUUGAAGGGACAGAACGUCAAAGUGAAAAUUAUGUCAUAAUAAUUACCUAUACAUUAUAGUUAUCACUUACGUUUCUUCUCUUUUCUGAGAAAGUAUCAUCAUCAUUUUGAAAACCAACGAGAUACUGUAACAGUAUGUGUGUUGUUUUAUUCAAACGAUUAUUAGAAGUGCUAACAUUUGAACCCAGAGCAUUUGUCACUGAUGCUGGUGCAGGCUGCUUGUCGAUAGGGGGCGCCUUGGUAACACAGCAGAGGGUAUUUAAAGCCCAGCAGCAGGUCCCGUCUUCUCAGUACGUUCAGGCGCAGUCAUGUCGCGUCCUUCCUGCGGACUCCAGCUCUUUGCGCUUCUGAUGCUACUGAGCCGGAGCAGCUCCGCUGUUCACAACGACGCCACCGAGUCCGACAGCACUCAGCUGCCCCACGGGGCUCAGGACGAGCCGGACGAUGGAGACACGAACCACGCGAGGAACAGCGGGAGACGGCCGGCUGACCCUGUGCGUAAUGGCCCAGACCAGAGCCAGGUGGGCUGCAGGGAGCUGAGGUCCACCAAGUACAUAUCCGAUGGCCAGUGCACCAGCGUCAACCCCAUCAAGGAGCUUGUAUGUGCUGGGGAGUGUCUGCCGGCUCAACUGCUGCCCAACUGGAUUGGCGCUGGGGGUCACACAGGGAGCUACUGGAGCCGGCGGGACGCUCAGGAGUGGCGUUGCGUCAUUGACCGGACCCGGACACAGCGGAUCCGACUCCAGUGCCAGGAUGGCAGCGCCAGGACCUACAAGAUAACUGUGGUGACUUCUUGCAGGUGCAAGCGCUACUCCAGGCAACAGAAUGACUCGGGACACAAGGACACACCUGUCCUCAGCGAGAAACAGAAAAAAACUCAGAAGAAGGCAGGACUGCCUGAGGAGAGAGCCGAGAUACAGUCUGACAAUUAAUAUCAUGAAGUCUGUAGACGAUGCGCCUACCGCCAUGUCAAGUUCCUCGUAUGUCUAACAAUAAAUGUUCCUGAUUCCUGAAAUCGAAGCGUGUACAUUGUAACCAAAUGAUUAACCCUAACCCUAACCCUAAGUCAACAAUGUAGAUUGGUCUCCAAAUGAAAUACUGUCACCUAGAGAAAUGUGCUUAAACAAUAUUUCACGGGAGGAAUAGUCCCGCAUUUAAAAAUGAGAUGUUCAGAUGGUCUCAGUCUAUUUUUGGUUGGAUUCUUGUUAG